AUGCCUAAAGCCAGUCAAACACCCUCUAAAGCUAAAUCAUCAACCAAGGUUGAAGCAAAACCAAAAAUCUUGAAGCCCAAAUUGAAGAAAAAUGACAAGCCUUUAAGAGAACCCACACCCACACCUGCUCCUUCUCCUUCGAUAUCCACUACCAUACCUACCUCAUCCUCCCCUAUACCUACUGCUGCUCUUGUUCCUAUCAUUCCCAUCUCCAUUGUACCCCCUCCUUCAAAAUCAACUACCCAUGCACCCGAGCCUCCUACGAAAGGUACCUCUAAGCCAGCUAAGGUCAAAGCAACAUCAAGAAAAUCUGUCAAGAAAAUUCCUGAGGAUGCUACACAGAGUGAUACUGGAGUCAAGGAAUUUGAAGAUGAUGAAUGUGGAAAAGUAGAAGAAGAUGUGACUAGUCAUGAGGAACAUGAUGCUCAAAACAUAGCCAAUAAAGCAGAAAAGAGUGAGAAUGAGGGAGUAUCUGGAGAUGAGAAGGAGAGUGAUACAGAGGUGAAGACAGAGACAAGGCCUCAAGAACCUGGGUCUUUAUUAACUCCUUUCAGUGGAGAUGAAGAAGUUAGCAGUGAUGAAGAUGAUAUGGCACUUUUUGAGGUAGGAAAGAAGUCCAGAAAGGCCACUGUGAAAGCUACAAAGGUAGUAGCCUCAACAAGGAAAGGAGUGGCUCCUCCUGCUAGAAAUCCCCUCACAAGGAGUAAAAGAAAGCUUGUUGAUGCACAAAUCAUGAAAGAAUCUAGAAGUACAAAGAAGCCAAAGAAGAAGGUUUCAAUUAUAGAACCUAUUUUUGAGUUGGAAGGAGAAGAGGAAUCUGACUCAGCUUUGCCAGCAGAGUCUGCUACACCAUAG
Nicotiana attenuata is the source of this 855-nucleotide messenger RNA. RefSeq lists its product as uncharacterized. NCBI's taxonomy places the organism in Eukaryota, Viridiplantae, Streptophyta, Magnoliopsida, Solanales, Solanaceae. The transcript is spliced from 3 exons. The record is from RefSeq and is a predicted model, not a curated record. Bases 1 to 855 code for a protein of 284 amino acids.